Yamadazyma jaroonii is the source of this 765-nucleotide messenger RNA. Lineage: Eukaryota; Fungi; Ascomycota; Pichiomycetes; Serinales; Debaryomycetaceae. The record is from the annotation of a GenBank genome assembly.
AUGUCAAAGUCUCCCCUUCAGUUGGACCGAGAACGAGUCACAUGUCUUCUUUUGAUUAACACCCAGCUCAUAAAACGAGCUAUUUCCAUGUAUAACACGAUCUUGAUCAAUCAACAAGCAUUGGCUCAACUAACCGGUCAGGAUAGACAAAGAUUCAUUGAGAUGUAUCAGAAUGUAACCAAGAGAAUCCAUUGUAAUCUUCAAGUUUUAACAUAUCUACACGAGAAAUACCACUCCGAUCAACCACCCACUUCCAAGCACACUUUUCCGUUGAUCAUAGCUGCUCCACCGGAGAUGUCGGAAUUAAAUCAGUUGUAUAACAAGUUACAGGAUUUGUACCCUGAAGCGGUACAGAUGAUAAAGAUGAAGAUGCAGCAAAUGAAAGAGGGAAGAGGAUCUAACUUCCAGGGCAACGCUAACGCCGCCAUGAAUAAUAAUAUGGCCAUGAAUAAUAAUAUGAGUAGUGGGAUGGGGAUGAUGAGUCAGGGGAAUGCUUCAUCUUCUAGCAUUGCAUCGGGAGUCCAGCCUCAAAUGCAAAUGAUGAAUUCGCCUAUGAAUAACUCCCCUAUGACCAACUCUCCCAUGAACAACUCGCCAAUGAUGGGAAACAUGGCACCACGUAACUUUCAAAAUAAUUAUAAGAACAUGAAUUUGAUGCAACAGCAACAACAACAGCAACAGCAGCAGCAACCGGGGUCGGCCAUAUCACCACAACAAGUGUUUGGAGGGUCCCCCAACAAUAACAUGUUGGAUUUUCUUAACUAG